Molecule: messenger RNA, 3720 nt
Organism: Hippocampus comes (tiger tail seahorse)
Lineage: Eukaryota; Metazoa; Chordata; Actinopteri; Syngnathiformes; Syngnathidae
Gene: p4ha1b
Product: prolyl 4-hydroxylase, alpha polypeptide I b
Exons: 15
Coding region: 282-1931 (549 amino acids)
Biological process (GO): peptidyl-proline hydroxylation to 4-hydroxy-L-proline
Cellular component (GO): endoplasmic reticulum
Molecular function (GO): procollagen-proline 4-dioxygenase activity; iron ion binding; L-ascorbic acid binding
Source: RefSeq, a predicted model, not a curated record
AUCUGUCGCCGCAUGACACCUCCCCUGAAAAUUCGAAACGACGGCCCCCUUGCAAAAACUAAGGAGGCUGGGGAGCAUGUGAGAGUCUGCACGUAGUCCUUUUAGGUCUUGGCUUGUCCACCCACAAAAAAAGCAGCAGGAGAUGUCCAACAGUGAGUCGAGACAUUUCGUCAGAUAGGACCACCGACACCACGCUCGACCUUCCCCAUCUCCCCUUCGCUCUCCUGAAUUCAUCAACGAGCCUACCGAACACUGGGACACUUUUUUUUUCUACACCCACGAUGCAUUUUUUCAGGAAGCUGCUCCCAUGUUGGUGUUUCCUGUUGCUGAGCUGCCAGCCGUCGCUGUCAGCGCACGACUUUUUCACCUCAAUCGGCCAAAUGACGGAUCUGUUGUUCACGGAGAAAGACCUCGUCACAUCCCUCAAGGACUACAUCCAAGCUGAGGAGAACAAGUUGGAGCGGGUCAAAAAGUGGGCCGAUAAACUGGAAUCUUUGACGGCCACGGCCACACAAGACCCCGAGGGCUUCCUGGGGCACCCGGUCAAUGCCUUUAAGCUGAUGAAGAGGCUCAACACCGAGUGGGGGGAUCUGGAGAGUCUCGUCCUCAGCGACACCACCGAUGGUUUUAUUUCCAACCUGACCAUCCAAAGGCGGUACUUCCCGACGGAUGACGACCAGACUGGCGCGGCCAAAGCUCUCCUCCGAUUACAAGACACAUACAAACUGGAUGCCCACACCAUCUCCACAGGAAACCUACCUGGGGUGAAGCACAAGACUCUCAUGACGGCAGAGGACUGUUACGAGCUGGGAAAGAUUGCCUACACGGAUGUCGACUACUACCACACGGAGCUGUGGAUGGCGCAGGCCCUGAAACAGCUCGACGACGGUGAAGAGUCCACUGUGGAUAAGGUCACCGUGCUGGAUUAUCUCAGUUAUGCCAUCUACCAGCAAGGGGAGUUGGAGCGCGCCCUGGGGUACACCAAGAGACUCCUUGAACUCGACCCAGAACAUCAGCGAGCCAAAGGCAACGUGAAGUACUUUGAGUUCCAGCUGGAGAAGCAGAAAAAGACGAAAAAAGAGGACACGGCCAUUGAGAAGGAGCCUGAGAAGAAAGAGACACCCGUCAAGAAGAAGCAGAAGCAGAAGAAGGACAGGAAAACCUUCAGUCUGAUGCCUGAGAGGAAGAAGUACGAAAUGCUGUGUCGCGGGGAGGGCAUCAAAAUGACUCCCCGUAGGGAAAGCCGACUGUUCUGCCGUUACUAUGACAACAAUCGCAACCCCUUCUAUGUGCUGGGACCGGUCAAGCAGCAGGAUGAGUGGGACAGCCCCUACUUAGUCCGCUUCCUCAACAUCAUCUCUGACAAAGAAAUUGCCAAGGUCAAAGAGCUGGCAAAGCCCAGGUUAAGGCGAGCCACGGUGCAUGACCCCCAAACUGGGAAGCUCACUACAGCCCAAUACAGAGUCUCCAAGAGCGCUUGGCUCACAGGCUAUGAAGAUCCCGUCAUUGAAAAAAUUAACCAGAGGAUCGAGGAUCUCACCGGCUUGGAAAUGGAUACAGCAGAAGAGCUGCAGGUUGCAAACUAUGGUGUUGGCGGUCAAUACGAGCCUCACUUUGACUUUGGAAGGAAAGACGAGCCAGAUGCCUUCAAAGAGCUCGGAACGGGCAACCGCAUAGCAACGUGGCUCUUCUACAUGAGUGACGUUGCAGCAGGGGGCGCCACAGUAUUCCCUGAUGUCGGAGCGUCGAUUCGACCCCAAAAGGGUUCUGCAGUGUUCUGGUACAAUCUGUUUCCCAAUGGGGAGGGCGACUACAGCACGCGACAUGCUGCUUGUCCUGUUUUGGUGGGCAACAAGUGGGUAUCAAACAAAUGGAUUCAUGAACGAGGCCAAGAGUGGCGGCGACCAUGUGGUCUAAAUGAGACUGAUUGAUUGAAGCAAGAACAACUCUCACCCCCUCCUCGCCCGGCCCAGAGCACCCUGCUGCCGAUCACAGAUGACACUACAUGGACGCUUGGGGGUCCAUAUGGCACACAUUCCCCAAGCUCCAACACUCCCUUUAUUUCACAGCCCAAGAGAUUGUUUGGAAUCAGGACAGCGUCGGCGUCGCUGCGAUAGAUAGCUCCCGAAUUGCCACACCGUGACCUGCGGUUCUGCGGCUAUGCUAUCCUUCAGUCGCAGGAAAGCCUACACCCCCACCCCACUUCACCCUCCACCACUCCUGUCAGUUGGCAUUCUUCAGAAGCCUGACUCAUUCACUCCUUCACACACCUUCUCGCGAGUUUACACUAUUUCAUUGCACGACGAUUUGCAAAGCGAGCACCGCUAGCUCACAGCGCGCUAUGCGCAAGUUGAGUUUGAGUUGAGAGUUGCUCUUCUCUUCAGGUCAUGGGGACAUCAUGAAAAAAGAAUAGAUUUUUGUCAUGGAUGUCGAAGUGAUGAAAGGCAGUUUUAACAUAAUGGCUCUUAAUCAGAACAGUUGUGAGAUGCGGUUAGCACAUUUGACUCACAGGUUUUUGGUUUGAAUCUAUGUGAUGUGGAGCUUUCAUGUUCUCGUACGCAUUUUUCGGGUUUUCUCCAGGUAUUUCUUUCCACAUCCGAUAAAUAAAAAAAAUACACGCAUUGAAGAUUCUAAAUUGACCAAAGGUGUGAAUGGUUGAUUAUCUAUUAUGUGUGUCAGAAAAGUUUCAGGACUGGUGUUUCAAACACAAACUACAGGUUUUCCCCUUCAGUGGGCCAGACAAUCAACCAGCAUGCCACUCCGGGCAUUGAAUCUGACACCUUUGCCCGAAGGGAAACACUUCAAAUUGGGGAAAAAAAGUGUAGUUUGGAUUUGAAAUACUACUGGUGCUGUACAAGUACUUUGACUUGUGAGAGAUCCAAGAUGCAAGACGUCACUUGACCAUUUUGUUUUUCUGAGAUACAAAGUCCACUUCAGACCACCGCUGCUAAAUAGCGGCAGCGCACUACCUACCCAAUUUGCAGUGACCGUCAUUUCGCAUUGGUUUGAUUGCAAGGGAAGGGCAGUGCCAGGCGGUGGCAGGAAUGCGCCAUUAAACUGGUUUGCAAACUCCCCCAACAGAAUAACAAGGAAGACCAAUCGAUUCGGUACAGUUGUUUUGGGCUCACAUUGUCCGUUUGUAAGUUGUAAUGUUAAGAGCAAGAGUUGCCACUGUGUGUUUUAAUACAGUACAAGGACAUUGUUCGGGGUGCUGGGGUGGGGAAAGGUGGUUUGAGAUACAAGCAUGGUCAUGGAACGAUUUGUACUCAUGUCUCAAGGCAACCUAUUGCAGUGGAACCCGGAUAGUUACUGUUCGAAAGCCCUUUUUUUUUUCGUGGAGAUUUGUUCUUGGUAGUUUUGACAGUGGGGGUUUUCAUGUUUUUCAAUGCAGUUAUAAUGACAUCAAUUAGCCGAUGUCCUGGUCCCAUGAAGGUCCACUGUAUAACUUUGUGAUACCAGUCCUGGAACUUUUAAGGCACACCCAUGUCGAUGAAAAAUGCAGAUGGAUGAACAUAGCCACUUGAACACACAUCCAAACAUAAAAUCAAGCCUUUGAUGUCCAAUUCAAACACGCUCCCAGUGGUUUGCCUUUUUUGAAAUAUUGGGUUUUGCGAGGAAACAAUCAUUUUAUUUAUACGACCCAAACCAUUUUUUUGUGUUAAUGUUAUGGCAGUCCUCGUUAAUUAUAGUUUGUAAGACAUUAAAAGUUGUUUGUAUGAA